UGCCUCCCCUUCUCAUUCUUCAUAAAGCGACUCAAAAGCGCUAUACUGAGGAGCAGAAAGUCUCCUAAAAAGUUAAGGACGCUUGUUCAUUUUUUUUGGCGUGUUUCCCCAUUGAAACACUUUUAGCCGGAAAUCUGGGUGUGAAGAUAUAGCCUAUAAGCAGGGUGACAUCGAUUGGGACGGUCCUGCUGCUGCUAUAAAAGGGAGACACUUGAGCUCCGUUCCUUUCAUCCUCAAACGCCAAAAUGAGCUACGGAUCCGAAGUCUAUUCCUCUUCAUCCUACCGGAAGAUUUUCGGGGAUUCUCCGCGUUUCUCGACAUCCCCGUCCAGAAUGAGUGCACCCCGAAGCGGCUACCGGUCCGUGUCUCAGUCCAGGACCACCAGCUCAGGUCUAGGCUCCUAUAAGCGCAUUGGGCGCACCGGCUACCCAUCAUCAACCUCUCCGAUGGGGAUGGACACGUUUGACUUUGCGCAAAGCACCGCGAUGAGCAACGAGCUGAAAAUCAUUCGCACAAAUGAGAAGGAGCAGAUGCAGGGCUUGAACGACCGCUUUGCCACGUUCAUCGAGAAAGUGCGAUACGUAGAGCAGCAAAACAAGGCGCUGGAGGCCGAGCUGGGGGCGCUGCGUCAGCGUCACACGGAACCCUCGCGUCUCGCUGACCUCUACCAACAGGAGAUCCGGGAGUUGCGUGCGCAGCUGGAGCAGGUGUGCGCCGAGCGGGAGCGCGCUGCGCUGGAGCGUGACGCCGCCGAAGAGGAGCUGCACAAGGUGCAAGAACGCUGCGAGGAGGAGGCACGCCGGCGCGACGAAGCCGAGCGCACACUGCAGGCUUUCCGCAAGGAUGUAGACGACGCGUCUCUGGCGCGCCUUGACUUGGAGAGGAAGGUAGAGUCACUGCUGGAUGAGAUCGGCUUCCUGCGCAAGGUGCACGACGAAGAGGUGGCCGAGCUGACCAGCGUCAUCCAGGCAUCGCAGGUGUCAGUGGAGAUGGAGGUCGCCAAGCCUGAACUUACCUCCGCACUGAAAGAGAUUCGCGCGCAGUAUGAGUCGCUCGCCUCUAAAAAUCUGCAGUCAGCCGAAGAGUGGUACCGCUCAAAGUUCGCCGACCUGAACGAGCAGGCGAGCCGCAGCAGCGAGGCGAUCCGCGCCAGCCGUGAAGAGGUCAAUGAGUUCAGGCGUCAGCUGCAGUCCAGGACAAUCGAGAUCGAGAGCCUGCGGGGCACCAACGAGUCCCUGGACAGGCAGAUCCGCGAGAUGGAGGACCGGCACAACGUCGAGGUCAUGGGCCUUCAGGACACAAUUGGUGAGAUGGAGAAUGAGCUAAGGACCACUAAGAGUGAGAUGGCUCGUCACUUGAGGGAAUACCAGGAUCUUUUGAAUGUUAAGAUGGCCCUGGAUAUUGAGAUUGCUGCUUACAGGAAACUGCUGGAAGGAGAGGAGACCCGUCUAAGCACAGGCAUGACCUACCCUAUUCCAGGUUCCAUCUCCAGCACCCCGAGCUACAACUACCAGAGCCGUAUCUACACCAGCUCUACCAAGAACAUCAAGAAGGAGAGAGAAGACGAGGACAAACCGAGUGGCGGGUCAGACAACUCCGUUUCCAAGAAGGCUGAAAAGCAUGAUAUUGCAGAUGUUGAAGCUGUCACCUCAAAGAAUUAAGUCUUAUUUUCCUCCUUAUUUCACACCUCACUUCCCCCUCCACCCCCACCCCAACAAUUUUCCUCCA
Molecule: messenger RNA, 1728 nt
Organism: Tachysurus fulvidraco (yellow catfish)
Lineage: Eukaryota; Metazoa; Chordata; Actinopteri; Siluriformes; Bagridae
Gene: inab
Product: internexin neuronal intermediate filament protein, alpha b
Exons: 3
Coding region: 246-1661 (471 amino acids)
Biological process (GO): intermediate filament organization
Cellular component (GO): intermediate filament; postsynaptic intermediate filament cytoskeleton; cytoplasm
Molecular function (GO): structural constituent of postsynaptic intermediate filament cytoskeleton
Source: RefSeq, a predicted model, not a curated record